Molecule: messenger RNA, 3286 nt
Organism: Synchiropus splendidus (mandarinfish)
Lineage: Eukaryota; Metazoa; Chordata; Actinopteri; Syngnathiformes; Callionymidae
Gene: trim25l
Product: tripartite motif containing 25, like
Exons: 16
Coding region: 65-2488 (807 amino acids)
Molecular function (GO): protein binding; zinc ion binding
Source: RefSeq, a predicted model, not a curated record
CCUGGGACCUGCGUUCUUCAGCGCUCCACUUCUGUAUUAGGACUGCCGACCUGUUAGCGGGACCAUGAGUAGCAAACCGUGGACAGAGGAGCAGUUUAACUGCCCAGUGUGUCUGGAUCUCCCAAAUGACCCGGUCACCAUCCCCUGCGGACACAGCUACUGCAUGGCCUGCAUCAAAGACUACUGGAGCAAAGACGACCCUAAGGGGAUCUACAGCUGCCCGCAGUGUCGCCAGACCUUCUGUCCAAAGCCGCCUCUGUCCAGGAACACCAUGCUGGCGGAAGCUGUGGAGCAGCUCCGACAGAACCCUCACAGGUCUGAUGGGAAUAAAAGCAUCCGCGGAAGUCGAGCCGGAACCAAGCUCUCCUCCUCGGCUGUGCAGUGCGACAUGUGCAAGAGCAAGGCCAAGGCAGCUGUCAAGAGCUGCCUGGUGUGCAUGAGCUCCUACUGCGAGGCCCACCUCAAGCCCCACCAGACCAAGAAGGCCCUUAAGCAGCACGAGCUGAUUGCACCGACCUCCAAUCUGUCGGAGAAGAUCUGCACCCAGCACAAGUACCUGCAGGAGUUCUAUUGCCGCCAGUGCAAGAGCUUCAUCUGCUGGCUUUGCACCAGCGACCUGCACAAGGGUCAUGACAGCGUGUCCACCAAGACUGAGCGCCUGGAGAAGCAGAAAGUGAUAUCAGAGAUGCUGACGGGAAACCAGCAGAAACUGAAGGAACGAGAGCAGGAGCUGAAGGACAUGAAGAAGAUGAUGGAGGGGAUGAAGCGCUCCGCAGACAAGGUGCACACCGACAUGGGACAGGUCCUUGUGGAGCUACAGCGCUCUGUGGAGCGGCUGGAGGAGCUCCUGGAGGAGGUGCUGGAUCAAGCCAACCUGGACAAGAUGAACCAGGCUCAGGAGGUCACUGACAGCUUGGAGGCUGAAAUCAAGGAGCUGAAGAAGAGAGGGGAGGAGAUGAAGGACCUGUCCAGCUGUGAAGACCACAUUCAUUAUCUGCAGACAUACGAGUCCAUGUGCGGCCCCCUGGAGAGCGGAGACCUUCCUGUAGUCAACGUCAACCCAGAUGCUUCCUUUGAGCCUGUCAUGAACGCCAUCCUGGACCUCAGGGAGCGAGUGGAGGACAUGUGCAACCAGGAGCUGGGGAAGAUCUCCAAACAAGUCAACGACGUGAUUCUGUUCACCCUGGGAGACUCAAACCGAAAUGGACCGAAAGGAGGGCUUUUAAAAUUGUUUUCUGGUCUGGGAUCUCGCAACGCAAACAGCCGCUCUCCAUCUUCCACACCGACUCUCUCAUCGGGGCCCCGUGGAGCUGACAGGCGAGGCGUCGGAUAUAAAAGUCAGGAUGUGAGGAGCAGGGACACGAGAGGAAACACUGACUCACCCAGACAGAGACAACGGAGAGAUGAAAGAGAAAGAGAGUCUGUGAGGGAGCCCAACCUCAGACCCAGUCCCAGUUCCAGACCCAGUUCCAGUCCUCGACCGAGUCCCACCCCGAGCCGAAGAGAGUCCCACUCCUUGUGGAGCAGGUCCAGUCAAAUGCAGGCAGCUCCCGCCCCAGCACAGACCCCUGCCACUCCUGCUGCACCGGCUCCAGCUCCAGCUCCAGCACCAGCUCCAGCACCAUCAAGAAGUUUUAGCCGCAUGGCUUCCAUCAGCAGCAUCUUCCGCUCUCAUCGUCGAGGCACAACUCCUGCCACACCUGUUAACUCGGACGUCAGCAACACACAAGCUGCAGGGACAAACCCAUGGGGCGUUGCUGCUCUGCCUGAAACUCCGACAGACAUCAAUCCCGGUCUCUUCCUGGACUCUCCGUCACCCACGAAUGACAUGCCUGCUUUUCCUGCGUUGAGGGAAAUUAACCUCGACAGCAUCCAGGCACCGGAACCGAGGUCCAGAGAGGAUUUCCUGCAGUAUUCCGUGUCCCUCACUCUUGACCCAAACACCGCUCACCGACGGCUGGUUCUGUCCGAGGGCAACACCAAGGCAACCCUGCAGGGGGCGUCUAACCCGUAUCCCGACAUCCCUCAAAGGUUCGACGGCUGGACCCAGGUCAUGUGCCAGAGCCCGCUCAGCAACCAGAGUUCUUACUGGGAGGUGGAGUGGAGAGGACGCGGCUCCUCCAUGGGGGUAGCUUACGGGGCCUUGACCAGGAAAGGUGCAGACGCCAGGGCGGCGCUUGGUUACAACGCUCAGUCUUGGACCGUGGAGCUGUCCGACACCUGCUGCUCCGCCUUGCACGACAACGAGAAGAAGGACAUACCGGUCACCUACUCGCCGCGCGUGGGCAUCUUUCUGGACAUGUCCGCGGGCACGCUGGCCUUCUACAGCGUGGCCGGGACCAUGACACACCUUCACACCUUCCGGGCCAACUUCACACAGCCACUCUACGCCGUCUUCGGAGUGGGAAGUGGCGUUGGAGUUGGUUUGGACUUUGCACUUGGUCAGUUCAACUCCACCUCGGACAGCAUCAAAAUCUGCCCCAUGUAAUCACGCAGUUCAGCUGCCUGACUGAACGUUCCUCUGUCUCAAUGUCAGCAGAAACAUGAAGAUCAAUGUGUGAAAUAACUGUGCAGAAAACAGCACCGAUCAUGAGAAUUUAUGACACACACAACAGACAACAACAAUUCAUCAUUUUCCUUGGCUUUAUUUUAAAAAAGAGGCAUCAGAAUUCAAGCUAUUACAAGUUUACAGGUCCUCUUCUUACACAACAUCGGGCCACACAGGAAUUUCCUGAAGCCACAGACACGUGACCUUUGAGGGCAGUAGGGUCUUAUACCAAGAUGGCUGGACGCAACUUCUAUAAAUUAAUAAAAAAUAAAAACAGUCUCCAUAUUUCUUUCUUCAGCCCUACAAACAAAACAUUUUCAAACUACUCAUCCAUCUGAUGUGAAAACAUGGUUUUGGCUUUAACCCCAGACCAGAGUUCCCUUUUCUGAAGGAGCACAAUAUCUGGAGCAAAAUGAUGGAUAAAACACUGCAUAAAUGCGACGACCAAAUGUUAGUCAAGGUCGUCACUAAGCCUUUAAAUAACAGGCACACAUUAAUUACAUCUACAUAUUCUCUUCCAUAUUUUAGCAUCUGUAUACUACAACAUCUGUCAAAGAAAACGCAACGAAAAGUGCGGCAAGUUAGUGCUGGAAUAAAAAGGUCACGGGGAGUCAAGUGCAAGCCAAGAGCUGGCCUGUGGCAAACAGAAAGGUAUAUACAGUUGCGGACACUGGGUCGACCAGUAACACCAAUCACACUAAAAAAUAAAAAAUAAAAAUAAAUCGAACCUCAACGUGA